AUGGGUGGUGGUUUCAUUCAAAAUCGAUCAAAUGGAAGAGUAAAUCCCAUGUUGUCCCGAGCCUUGGGUAUUGCUUCAUGCGCAUCUUGUCAUCCGAAGAAACCCCUCUAUUACAUUGUGAAUCUCGUCAUUCCCACAUCCGUUAUAACAAUGGUCGCUGUCACUGAAAAUGUACUCCCGUCCGAUUUCUCCGAUUAUCACCUUCAUUUUCUUCCACAAAAUUGCCAAAUGGCUCAGCAUUCGAGCUCCAACAACAUUGGUGGAACUAAGGGCAGAGACAGGUGUUCGGAUACAAGAGGUACAAAGGGGAAACCAUCUUUGAAACGGCCAAUGAACAACAACUACGAUACCGAGCUCGGAUCGAUUAAUCCGAAAGACGGCUUCCACCAACGACACCCGUCAAAAACAACCGCCAGUUACGGCUGGAUCAGCCGAGGAGUCGACACUAUCGAAGCCGCGCUCGCUCGAUCGAACUGGCAACGACUAGCCAGACAGGCUGAGCCUGCGAAUGGAAGAUUUCUGGAAAAUGAAGACCUAUCACUAACA
Messenger RNA from Mesorhabditis belari, 546 nucleotides. The record is from the annotation of a GenBank genome assembly. NCBI's taxonomy places the organism in Eukaryota, Metazoa, Nematoda, Chromadorea, Rhabditida, Rhabditidae.